Messenger RNA from Caenorhabditis sp. 36 PRJEB53466, 637 nucleotides. The record is from the annotation of a GenBank genome assembly. NCBI's taxonomy places the organism in Eukaryota, Metazoa, Nematoda, Chromadorea, Rhabditida, Rhabditidae.
AUGUCGUAUGAUGCCGUAAUUCGUAGCUCUUUUAGAACAUUCUACGAAAAGACAAACGUCUUGAGUGCUGACUCUUUGUAAGAUUUACGACUUAAUUCCAAAUUGAAAAAGUAUUUGCAGAUGUUCAGUCAUCCGUGCAUUUUGCAUUGAAACGCCCAUGUGUAUGUUUUCUACCUCAUUUUGAGAUUAAGGCUUCAAAAUUCCAGUUACCGUUUCGGAUGUCCUCAGGAAUUUCAUGUACAUUUGUGAGAAAGAGCUAUCAAAGGAUAAAAGUAAGGGUUUAUUUUUAAAAUAUCUGCUGAUCAACCCGAAUCGCAGAGCAUUGUCUUCAAACUCGACGCGAAGCGAUUGAAACCAUUUGCAAUGAAGACCACACAUGUGGGUUCACUCUACAUACGCAUUCUAAUCCAUUGUUACAGUAAGCAUUUGCGAUGAAAUCACCACUACAACGACUACAGCGAAUAAUACCACGCUUUACGUGCUCGGAGCUGUUGCCGGAUUCAUUAUUCUGCUCUUUCUCAUUGCGCUUCUUCUCAUGAAAUUGAGGAGAAACCGAAAAGGCAAAAAUGAUCAGCAAAUUGAAAGCACAAGUACUAAAUUCGAAACUGGAAAUACCACAACAGUUGCCCGCUUAUAA